AUCAAUAAAACAGAUUUUGAGAGAAAGCAAAGUGAUAAUACAAUGAAAAUGAACUGCAAGAUUGGAUUCGUGAGCUUGCUCGUGAUUACUUCAGUAAUCUUCCUCUUUCUGGUUCCAGAUAAGGUAGAAGCCCAAAAAGAAUGUGUUGGACCAUGUGAACUGGUUCCGAACUGUAUGGCGGCUUGCAUUAACAAAGGAUACCAAGUUGGCCAAUGUGUUGCCUGGAAGGAGGACGAUCCUUUUAUAUGUUGUUGCAUCUAACUAGUUAACUCAAUAACUUAACAUUGCAUACCUAAAUCUAAAUGUUUUGAAAAUGACCAAAAUACCAAAGUAAAAAUAUAUUAUGUCAUUAAUAAUAUGCUCCAAUUUUCUAGAACCGCACCCUGAAUC
Molecule: messenger RNA, 390 nt
Organism: Camelina sativa (false flax)
Lineage: Eukaryota; Viridiplantae; Streptophyta; Magnoliopsida; Brassicales; Brassicaceae
Product: defensin-like protein 74
Source: RefSeq, a predicted model, not a curated record